AUGGCCUUCGGCAAAGGAAAAAGCCUAAGAGAGUUGAUGGCCUCUCGAGGCAAAGGUCAAUCUUCAAAGGCGACAUCUCAGUCGCAGACCCCUAUUCUUCCUCCUGUUGCUCCUCAGCUCCCUUCUGAUCCCGGCCUAAAGGUUAACCCGGACCUGAAGAAGAAAAGGCCGGUUGAAACCCUUGAGGAAGGCGAGAUUACUCAGCAAGUGUUUGUGGCCGAGGAGUACUGCCGCAACAACCGUAACUUGGCUGAAGUUGAGGCUCAGUCUCGUGCUGAGGUGGAGAAAUCUGUAGGGUCCCUUAAGCAAGAGAAUUUUGAACUCUCGGAGAAGUUCAAAGAGGCGGAGAAAGGCCGAAAGAACGCUCUGGCCGGACUGAAGAACGCUGAAACCCAAGCCGAGGACCAGCGCCAAAAAUUGUUCGUGACCGAGACCAACCUCACCACUGAAAGGCAAACAGUGUUGGAUCUCAAGGCUGCAUUACAGAAAGCUGAGGAGGAGGCCCGACUGGCUAAAGAAGAGGCUCAGCUAGUUCAGGAAGCAGCCGAGGCUGAAAAGAAGGCUUCUUAUCAGCUUGGGGCGGAGGAGACUGAAGCCAGGCUCUCUGAGGAGCUUCCAGAGGUAUACAGGGAUUACUAUAGCAUCUCAUGGGCUCAUGCCCUUGAUGUUGCAGGGGUUCCUGCAGACUCGGCCUUGAGGUUACCCGAGAAGGUCUUCUUCCCUCCUGAGAUCCGAGAGAUCCCUGACGGCGCCCCUGAAGCUUCUGAGCAGGCCCUGGCUAUUCCUGAUGCCAUCCAUUUGCUUGAUAAGGCCAAGGAUCCUGCCAAGGAGUCCGUCUCCGAGGGUCUUGGGGCAGAUUCCCAAGCCAAAGAGGUUCCUCCUCCUCAGUCAGAGCAUAAAGAGAAUCCUCCUGCUGAGGCUUAA
Messenger RNA from Quercus lobata, 924 nucleotides. RefSeq lists its product as uncharacterized. Bases 1 to 924 code for a protein of 307 amino acids. NCBI's taxonomy places the organism in Eukaryota, Viridiplantae, Streptophyta, Magnoliopsida, Fagales, Fagaceae. The record is from RefSeq and is a predicted model, not a curated record. The transcript has 2 exons.